Molecule: messenger RNA, 247 nt
Organism: Paramecium sonneborni
Lineage: Eukaryota; Ciliophora; Oligohymenophorea; Peniculida; Parameciidae
Source: the annotation of a GenBank genome assembly
AUGAGUCAAGAAACACUUAAUGGAAUCAAUGGAAUAUUAUCAGAUGUAUAAAGUUUUGGAUAAGAGAGUUAUAGAUUCAUCAGAAAAUGUACAAAGCCAGAUAAAAGAGGUAUGUAUUGUAUUGAAUUAAGAAUAUAUAAAAAUUGCAACAUCAUGUGCUAUUGGAUUUGCAGUGAUGGGAGCUGUGGGAUACUUUAUAAAAUUAGUGUUCAUUCCAAUAAAUAAUAUAAUUUUAAGUGCAAACUGA